This is a messenger RNA of Paramecium tetraurelia, 942 nucleotides long. RefSeq lists its product as uncharacterized. Lineage: Eukaryota; Ciliophora; Oligohymenophorea; Peniculida; Parameciidae. The transcript has 2 exons. The record is from RefSeq and is a predicted model, not a curated record.
AUGAAAAAAAAAGAAACCAAAUUCAAAAAAAUUUAAGUAAACAAGAAGAUCUACCCUAAUUUCUUGAAAAUGAUUGACGAAAGAAAUUUUGAUCUGUUUAUAUCUUCAUUUCGUGAUAUUCAUCCAGAAAACUUUACUCAUUGCGGAUUUAUUUAUACUCAUAAACAAAAUGAAAAGUUAUCAAUUAAUGAGGAUGCUGCCUUUGUAUUGGAUAAUAAAAUUUGGUUUGCAAGAAUUGAAGAAAUAGUGAAAAUUAUAAUAAAUGGUGAAGAUGCAGGAUUUAUUAAAGGUCGUAUCUAUUUAUAAAAGCCAGAUUUAAUUGGACUGCAUGAGAAAAUAAAGGAAUGUACAGAAGAUGAUUUAUUUCUCACCGAACAAACCAAAUGGUUCUUUUGUAAAGAAUUAAGAAAAAAAAUAAUGGUGUAUAAUCUUAAUGAUAUCAUUCAAAACAAUAUUGAUACGAAACCUGGCUCAUUUUAUACUCGUUCAGAAUUUAAUGUUGAAUUCCAAAAAUUUAUAACACCUGUUGAAGAGUGGGCGACUGAAUGUAUUUGCUAAAAAUUAUUCGAUAAUUCUCUGGGCUACUUAUAGUGUGAUAGGUGUUAAAGAUGGAUACAUUAUGAUUGCAGUGGGUUACCAAAAGAUGUACUUGAAAACUUGAAUGAUCAUAAUUUUAAUUGUAAGAUUUGUGUAGGCGAAAUGAAGGUAGAAAAAAUUAAGAUAAAAUCAAAUGAAAACGAAAAUUAAUAAUAAGUGGUGAAACAAUCUAAGAAUGCUGCUAAAAAGGAAAAUUAAAUUAUUGAAGAGAAGAUAAAAAUUGAAAUGUAAGAAAGAAAACCACUUAAAAAUAAAUCAGUAUUAAAUCAAAGUAUGAAUUACAAUAAGCAGUUUAUAAAUGAAAAAAAUUCAAAGAAGCCUAUUCAAAAAAUUAAAAGUAAUUGA